Messenger RNA from Drosophila willistoni, 2093 nucleotides. RefSeq names its product histone H4 transcription factor (gene Hinfp). The record is from RefSeq and is a predicted model, not a curated record. Bases 76 to 1446 code for a protein of 456 amino acids. The transcript is spliced from 3 exons. Gene Ontology annotation, biological process: anatomical structure development; regulation of transcription by RNA polymerase II. Gene Ontology annotation, molecular function: RNA polymerase II cis-regulatory region sequence-specific DNA binding; DNA-binding transcription factor activity, RNA polymerase II-specific. Lineage: Eukaryota; Metazoa; Arthropoda; Insecta; Diptera; Drosophilidae.
UUUGCUGACCCACUAACUAGUAAACCUAAAGAUUAUAAAUAAAAUCAGUUUCUGAAUAGUUUGUACCUGUUUGAUAUGUACAGACAGAGUACGAUGCCACCGGGAAAGCGAAAGAAAACCGUUGAAAUUGAGCUGCCCUGCGGCUGGGACGGCUGCCUAACGAUCUGCCGCGGUGAAUGGGAUCUUAAUAGUCAUAUAACCAAUCAUUUGAUCAAUUUGACUGCAAAUGGCGAUGGCGGCAACUACAUUUGCUCAUGGUCGGAGUGCGAUUUCCGAACAACAAAUCUGGAGGAGUUCGAGAGGCAUGCAUACUACCAUGGCUACUACAGCCAUUUGCUUAUCCAGGGCAAACUGGAGUGUGAUCUUCACCCAGAGAUACCCGCAUGCUGUGCCCCCGGACGUUUGGGUAACAAGCUGCCGGAUCUAAUGCAAAAUUUUUUAUGCGGCUGGACAGACUGCCAGAGGCAAUUCGUCUCCAUUGUAGAGUUCCAGGAUCAUAUUGUGCAACACGCCUCGUUCGAGUAUGAGAUACAAAAGUCCCCGGACGAUGAGCGUCCCAAAAUCCAAUGCAAUUGGCAGCUCUGUAACAAGCAACUGGAGAACAAAUAUCGGCUCAUUGAGCACAUUAGUACCCACUCAAACAAGAAGCAGGUGGCCUGUCAUCAUUGCGGUGAGCUAUUCCGCACCAAGACCACACUUUUUGAUCAUUUGCGUCGCCAGCCGGAUAAUAAUACCCAUAAAUAUCAAUGCGCACAGUGUUUCAAAUUCUUUGCAACGGAGAAGUUGCUACGCAGUCAUGCUGUCCGUCAUGUGAAUUGCUUUAAGUGCACCAUGUGCGAUAUGACAUGCAGCACGGCUGGUUCCCUUACCACCCACAUCCGUUAUCGCCAUCUAAAGGAUAAGCCAUUCAAAUGUAGCGAAUGCGAUACUCGAUGUGUCCGCGAAUCGGAUCUGGUCAAGCAUAAGCAGAUUGUACACUGUAAGAAGCAGCAGUGCGAUCAGCCGGGAUGUCAGUACUCGGUGCGAACUCACACAGGGAUGCGUAGACAUUUUUUAGAGGUUCAUGGCAACAAUCCAAUAUUUUAUGCUUGCCAUUGCUGUGAGCGUUAUUUCAAGUCUGGAAAAUCGCUAUCCGUACAUCUGAUCAAGAAGCAUGGCUUCCGUUUGCCAUCGGGACAUAAGCGCUUCACCUAUAAUGUGGAUGAGAAUGGCUUCUAUCGUUUGGAGACCACUCGAAUAGAGAGUCUUGAGGUUACACAGCAGAUACUUUCAAUGCAAUCGGAGGCCAGGGAGGACGAAGAUGAGGAUGAUAAGCCCAAAACGACUGGAAGCUGCUAUGAAAUUGUUAAUCCAAUAAAUGCCGAAUAUGAACGAAUCAUUGUGUCGAGUGACCCAAAUGAGGCUGAAUUCAUUGGUGAGGUUAUCAUCUCGCUGCCCACUCUCUAAGCCGAUUUAGAGUGAAGGAAUGAGAACGCUUGAAGGAGGAGUAGAAUAAUUUAUCGCACUAAAAAAACAAACUCUCAUCAUUUGCUAAGAUAAAGGCUGUUCCUAAUCUCUAGAAUUAGGUUUCCAUUUGCAUCCCUUCUGCUCCUCUCUAUCUUUGUCGCUCUGUCCCUCUCAUUCUCUAUUGUGUACUCUUAAAAUAGUUACUUAAUCUAAACAUUUACAUAGAUAUUAAUUUGCAAGUGCCAUACGUUCAUGCGGCGGGUUCAUUAUUUUUAUAAUGUAAUUUUAAGCACAAAAGUUUUUUCGUCAAUUUUAAACAUUUAAUAACUUACUUAAAGGGCAUCAGUUUUAUUGGUAUCCUAGAUUAAACAUAUAUUUAGCCAUCCCCACCGCCCAUUCUCCCCUGGCAUCUAUGUAUGCUAUAUCUAGCUUUAUUUUAAUAUAAGAAUUUGCAUUUGCCUUUAUUGGUGAUCCUCCUGUCUGUCCUGGCCCGCUCAUAUAACCGGACAACCACUUUUCAUUUGUGUAUGUGUUAGUGAGUAGACAACUAAGUAGACCUAAGACACCAGUAUUUUUUUGUCCCCAAAAAUAAUCCAAAUACAUCACGAAAUAAAUUAUCAAUACGUACAUAUAUCUCAACCCGAAAA